Messenger RNA from Daphnia magna, 3595 nucleotides. Its product is annotated as plasma membrane calcium-transporting ATPase 3. Gene Ontology annotation, cellular component: intracellular membrane-bounded organelle; membrane. The record is from RefSeq and is a predicted model, not a curated record. NCBI's taxonomy places the organism in Eukaryota, Metazoa, Arthropoda, Branchiopoda, Diplostraca, Daphniidae. The transcript has 16 exons. Gene Ontology annotation, biological process: regulation of cytosolic calcium ion concentration; calcium ion transmembrane transport. Gene Ontology annotation, molecular function: ATP binding; ATP hydrolysis activity; P-type calcium transporter activity.
CAUUCGCGAUCGCCCUCAGCCAAGGCCUACCCAUUUUUUGUCAGUUUUGCUCUGAAUCUUGUGAUGUGAAAGUGUUGUUGAAAGGAAUACAGCAUUUAUUUUGCAGGUCGACAACGCAUGCAAACCUUUAACCUGAGAAGACGAAUCUCGGGCAAGUCCCACGUAUCAAAAUGGCGUCUGUGGAUGGAAGGCCAGCUCAGUAUGGGAUAUGCCUAAAACAGCUACGCGAGGUGAUGGAACUGCGAGGUCAAGAGGCCGUUGAUCAGUUACGUCAUUAUGGCGGAGUGCAGCAGAUGUGUAAAAAACUCUACACUUCACCCACAGAAGGAUUAUCCGGUUCGCCGAAGGACAUCGAACAUAGGCGGGAGACAUUUGGAUCGAACACGAUCCCACCUAAGUCGCCAAAGACCUUCUGGAGAUUGGUGUGGGAAGCGUUGCAAGAUCCCACCCUCAUCAUCCUUGAAGUCGCAGCUAUCGUCUCGUUACUAUUAUCAUUCGUACCUUCCACUAGUGGCGGUGAACUCGGCCAAGAGAAGAGCAUUGCUAUUCUUAUUUCCGUCAUAGUCGUCGUCUUGGUUACUGCCUUUAAUGAUUAUACCAUAGAGCACCUAUUCCAUGGGUUGCAGAACCGGAUCGAAGGCGAGCACAAAUUCGCCGUUUUGCGCGGAGGCGAGUGCAGCCAAAUAUUUGUCGGCGACAUAGUCGUCGGUGACAUCUGCCAAGUGAAAUAUGGAGAUUUGCUGCCGGCUGAUGGCAUUUUGAUUCAGAGCAAUGAUUUGAAGGUGGACGAGUCAUCGCUAACGGGCGAAUCGGAUCAUGUCAAGAAAAGCGAAUUGACGGAUCCAAUGCUUCUUUCCGGUACUCACGUCAUGGAAGGUAGUGGCCGGAUGCUGAUAACGGCCGUAGGCAUCAACUCCUAGGCUCGCAUCAUUUUUACUUUGUUAGGGGCUGCCGCUGACGACCAGAAAGCUGACGCAAAAAAACGGAAGAAAGGAGAUAGUAAGGAGGGGAAUGUCAGCAGCAGCAGCCACCAUAUGGAGGAUGGAGGAAACAACAUGGCGAGCAAACAGGAAGCAAUGGAUGCAUCCGUUGGUCCAACUAGUGAUGCUGCAGUAGAGGAAAAAAGGUCGAGUCAUAAAAACAAAUCUGUUCUACGAGCCAAACUGACAAAGCUGGCCAUUCAAAUUGGUUAUGCUGGUUCAGCGGUUGCCAUAUUAACGGUUAUCAUAUUGAUAACGACCUUUUGUAUAAAGACUUUUAUCUACGAACACGAGUCAUGGAAAAACGAGUAUUUCAAUAACUUUGCAAAGUUUUUUAUCAUCGGUAUCACCGUUUUGGUCGUCGCCGUCCCUGCGGGUCUUCCCCUAGCCGUAACUCUAUCUCUGGCGUACUCUGUUAAAAAAAUGAUGUUAGACAACAACUUGGUGCGGCAUUUGGCUGCCUGCGAGACGAUGGGCAAUGCAACUACAAUCUGUUCAAAUAAAACGGGAACUCUGACAACAAACAGGAUGACGGUUGUUGCCUGCUAUGUCGGAGGACAACACUACAAAUCCAUCCCGGACUAUGACUCGCUUCCACCGCAAGUGGCCAACCUUGCCCUUCAAGCCAUCUCGAUCAAUAGUGCUUACACCUCAUGCAUUUUGAAUGGGGAGUUACCUAAUGAACCCAUUAAGCAGGUGGGCAAUAAAACGGAAUGCGCUUUGCUCGGUAUUGUGCUGGAUUUGAAAAAACCCUAUCAGGCCAUUCGUGACGAGCAUCCAGAAGAAUCUUUCCAUCGCGUCUACAACUUCAAUUCGAGCCGCAAGUCGAUGAGUACCGUCAUUGCUCGUGAAGGAGGCGGAUACCGCGUCUUUACCAAAGGUGCAUCUGAGAUGGUGCUGAAAAGGUGCGCCUUCAUCUAUGGCGCCAAUGGAAAAUUAGAGGAGUUUUCUCAUGAAAAUCAGGAAGAACUCGUACGAAACGUCAUUGAGCCGAUGGCGUGCGAUGGUCUGCGUACAAUCGCCGUUGCAUACCGGGAUUUUGUACCAGGCGAAGCCGAAAUCAACCAAGUCCAUUACGACAACGAACCCAACUGGGAUGAUGAGGAUUCAAUCAUUAAUAAUCUAACCUGCAUACUCAUAGUCGGCAUUGAAGAUCCUAUUCGACCUGAGGUUCCAGAGGCCAUUCGACAGUGCCAACAUGCGGGCAUUACUGUGCGCAUGGUGACAGGUGACAACGUGAACACGGCUCGAUCCAUCGCCAUCAAGUGCGGCAUCGUCACACCCGGAAUGGACUACGUUAUUAUCGAUGGGAAAGAAUUUAAUCAACGCAUUCGGGACUCUAAUGGCGAGGUCCAACAACACUUGCUUGAUCAAGUGUGGCCCAAACUACGAGUGUUGGCCCGCUCCUCACCCACGGACAAAUACAAUCUAGUCAAGGGAAUUAUUGACAGCAAGAUAUCCGGUAACCGAGAAAUAUUGGCAGUGACAGGAGACGGUACUAACGAUGGCCCGGCUCUCAAGAAAGCUGACGUCGGAUUUGCAAUGGGUAUUGCUGGAACGGAUGUGGCCAAAGAAGCGUCCGACAUUAUCUUGACGGAUGACAACUUUAGUAGUAUCGUUAAGGCCGUUAUGUGGGGUCGCAACGUUUACGACUCUAUCGCCAAGUUCUUGCAGUUUCAGUUGACCGUCAAUAUUGUAGCCGUCAUUGUUGCUUUCCUCGGUGCUUGCUUUAUUCAAGAUUCUCCGUUGAAACUUGUCCAGAUGUUAUGGGUCAACCUCAUCAUGGACACGUUAGCCUCUCUAGCUCUUGCCAUUGAAAUGCCCACCACCGACCUGCUUAUGCGCAAACCUUAUGGUCGCACCAAACCGCUCGUCUCUCGUACUAUGAUAAAAAAUAUCAUUGGACAAGGCAUAUACCAGUUGACAGUCAUUUUCACUCUCUUAUUCGUCGGCGAGAAAUUUUUGGACAUUGAUUCGGGUCAAUACAGAACCGAUUCCGAGCCCACACAGCAUUUUACCAUCAUCUUCAACACUUUUGUGAUGAUGACAUUGUUUAACGAAAUCAACGCCAGAAAGAUUCACGGCCAGCGUAACGUCUUCGAAGGCAUUUUCACAAACCCCAUUUUUUAUUGCAUCUGGAUAGCUAACGCGGGUGCACAGGUGCUUAUUGUGCAAUUUGGUGGUCAUGCGUUUUCAACAGUCCCACUUACGAUCGCCCAAUGGGCUUGGUGCAUCUUUUUCGGCGUAGGAACUCUUGUAUGGUACCAAGUGGUGACGACGGUUCCCACCAAGAAGAUACCCAAGUGCUUCUCGUAUGGUUACUUUCAUUUUCAAUCCAAAAGUGCAUUGAAUCACCCUUGAUUCUUUUCAAUCUUUCAAUUUUUCAACUGUUAUGCCUUACAAAGUCCCUUCCGACCCUUGUAACUUAUUCAUUAUUUUAGGUUUACAUCUUUCGCUUCGCCGUAAUGUCCUGUUCCGUCCAUCGAUUUGAAAGCCAAGAGAUAACAAACUUUUUGUUUAGCAUAGGCACACAAUUUAUUGGUACAUUGAACUGAGCGGCUUGCAUUAAAACAAUCCGUUCGUAACUCGAAUCAAUAAAUGAUUAAACGGUAAAA